Molecule: messenger RNA, 2322 nt
Organism: Esox lucius (northern pike)
Lineage: Eukaryota; Metazoa; Chordata; Actinopteri; Esociformes; Esocidae
Gene: gtf2e2
Product: general transcription factor IIE, polypeptide 2, beta
Exons: 8
Coding region: 213-1079 (288 amino acids)
Biological process (GO): transcription initiation at RNA polymerase II promoter
Cellular component (GO): transcription factor TFIIE complex
Source: RefSeq, a predicted model, not a curated record
ACUCCACUACCUUUUUUCCCCUUUCUCCUCUUGUCAAGGGAAUCGUUAGAUGAAGACAGAGUGAAGUAAAUAUAGUGAAACUGACCACUUAAUACACGGGAGAAAUCAUUUUCAAUAUUGAUAUUAGCUAGUAAAAGUGGCGAGAAGCCUUAGUUAUCGUGAACUGUCGUUUACACUUUUUUCCCCUCUGGAUAAAGUUUAAGAAUCUCCGGAUGGACCCAGCCCUGUUGAGGGAGCGGGAGCUUUUCAAGAAGAGAGCUCUCUCUCAGCCAACUGUAGAGAAGAAGGUUGUACCUUCAGAGUCCAGUGGCUCCAAGAAAAAGAAGUCCAAAGGUGAUAAAGAAGUCUCCAGUUCCAAACAUGGAUCAGACGCCAGUAAUGGUAACUUCAAUCUGAAGGCGUUGACUGGCAGCAGUGGGUACAAGUUUGGUUGUUUGGCCAAGAUAGUGAACUACAUGAAGACCAGGCAUCAGCGUGGAGACACACACCAUCUGACCCUGGAUGAGAUUCUGGAUGAGACCAAACUCCUGGAUAUCGGCAUGAAGCAGAAACAGUGGCUGAUGAGUGAGGCAUUGGCCAGUAACCCUAAGAUAGAGGUGAGGGAUGGAAAAUAUGCCUUUAAGCCUAAGUAUCACCUGAAGGACAAGAAGGCCCUUCUCAGACUGCUGGACAAACACGACCAGCUGGGCCUGGGGGGCGUUUUACUGGAUGAUGUGGAAGAAGGACUGCCCAACUCAGCCAAGGCCCUGAAGGUUUUGGGAGACCAGAUAAUCUUUGUGACCCGACCUGACAAGAAGAAGAUUUUGUUCUACAAUGACAAACACUGCCAGUUCACAGUAGAUGAAGAGUUCACCAAGCUGUGGCGCAGCAUCCCAGUGGACUCUAUGGAUGACGAGAAGAUCGAGGACUACCUGAAGAGGCAGGGCAUCUCCUCCAUGCAGGAGACUGGGCCCAAGAAAGUGUUGCCAAUGAAGCGGAAGAAGCCGGGUGGACAGAAGAAGAGACGGUUCAAGACACACAACGAUCAUCUGGCUGGAGUCCUGGAGGACUACUCAGAGGGUGUUCCCGCCAAGAAGUGAUGUUACUUCCUGUUUGUACACCUCCCAGUUCCUUUUUCCUGACCCAGAGAAAGAGGAGUGACCUGGGAGUUUUUGUAGUUUGUUUUCACCUGAAAUACAUUUUGCUGUCUCACCAAAACCACAACGAGGAGGCUAUGUCUGUUUCGCAGUGGCGUUGACGUGCUUCCCUUCCUUCUGUCCUCAUCCUCCAUUAUAGUCAAGGAGAGGGGAUGAGGAAGGGAAGACAUUUAGUAGAAUUGAGGCAGGUGAAGACUGAUUGAAUGUGCGCUUGUGAAAAACCACCAAGCCAAAGAGGCAUUUAAAUGGUGCUCCACCCUCUAGUUUUAGACAGUAUGACAGAUAAGCUAGCAAAAUGCUGGUAAUUCUUCUAAAUUUCUAGGUUUUCCCGAAAUACCUGAAAUCAGCAAAUGCCCUUGGUAUUUGGGAAUGCUUCAACCAGGAUGUCUGGGAAAAAAUUUGGGAAUUUGGGGAAACGUACAACUCUUGUGUUAAUACUCUUGUGUUGAUCUCACAGUGUGACGCCAUGGACUGUGUGUGAUAUGACUGAUAAUGUGUGUGAAGUUCCUUUUUAUUUUACACUGGCAGUGUCAUCUGCUGUGGUUAGUCCCUGCGUUACACUGGCAGUGUCAUCUGCUGUGGUUAGUCCCUGCGUUACACUGGCAGUGUCAUCUGCUGUGGUUAGUCCCUGCGUUACACUGGCAGUGUCAUCUGCUGUGGUUAGUCCCUGCGUUAGUUAAAAGGGUCACGAUGGCAAGUGUGGCCCAGGAGAGAUGCAAAAUGGUGCAGGAUUUUGUUGCGGACCAGCAUUUACGCAUCUAAAUCGGCCGAUGAACGAACAAGCCACCCGGGUGUCUUAUCUGCUCACAUGCUCUUCAGAGAUCCUUUUUUUUUUUUUUUUUUCUUUUUUUUUUUAAUCACCGGUUUUGUUAUAACUUUGUGAUAUUUAAUUCUAUGGGUUAACCUGGCUCUGAGCUCCGUUGAAAGCACUGGAGUUUUGCUUUUCAUUCUAGUGUUACAAGUGAUAUCCAUGUUAAGAACUGAACCAUCGAGGCUUCAGUAAGGUGAGUUGGCAGUGUAGGGCUGGAACAGAACCCUGCAAGGCCUGAUGCUGUGCGGGACUGGUGUCGGUUCAGCGACUUCUGUUUUCUUCUGGUGCUUUCGUCAUUACCGGAGCCCAAUGUUACUCCUAGCAUUUUGCCAGGAACUUUCUAACAGUUGCACACAAUAAAGUGAUGGGACAACA